Molecule: messenger RNA, 567 nt
Organism: Lycium barbarum (goji berry)
Lineage: Eukaryota; Viridiplantae; Streptophyta; Magnoliopsida; Solanales; Solanaceae
Exons: 1
Coding region: 1-567 (188 amino acids)
Molecular function (GO): nucleic acid binding
Source: RefSeq, a predicted model, not a curated record
AUGAACGGAGCCUUAGAAGCAGCCAACAAAAAUAUCAAGAAGAUAUUGAGAAAAAUUACUGAAAAUCAUAAAGGUUGGCAUGAGCAGCUGCCUUACGCUUUAUUGGGAUACCGUAGUACCGCCAGAACUUCAACAGGAGCAACUCCAUACUUGCUGGUCUAUGGAACUGAAGCAGUCGUACCUGCUGAAGUUGAGAUACCUUCCUUGAGAAUCAUUCAAGAAGUAGAAUUAGACAAUACUGAAUGGGUCCGAGCUCGAUACGAGCAAUUGGCUUUAAUUGACGAGAAAAGGAUAGUUGUCGUACGUCACGGUCAACUGUACCAACAAAGAGUGUCAAGAGCUUUUAACAAGCGAGUCAGGACUAGACUUUUUCAAAUUGGGCAAAUGGUGCUCAAAAGAAUUUUUGCACACCAAGAUGAAUACGAAGGGAAGUUGGCUCCCAACUGGCAAGGUCCUUAUGCGGUCUGCAAAGCACUCUCCGGAGGAACGAUAGUAUUGGCAAAAAUAGACAGACAAGAGUGGCCGAAACCAAUCAACUCAUAUGCAAUCAAGCGUUACUAUGCAUGA